AUGUCGAUGCCACAUAGCAGCUCUAGUACAACAAGCUCCAGUACAAAACGCAAAGAAAUAUACAAAUACCAAGCACCAUGGCCAUUGUACUCUAUGAAUUGGUCUGUGCGGCCAGACAAGAGAUUCAGGUUAGCCCUGGGUAGUUUUGUUGAAGAAUAUAAUAAUAAGGUACAAAUUAUAUCUUUAGAUGAAGAAACAAGUGAGUUCAGUGCUAAAAGCACUUUUGACCACCCAUACCCCACCACCAAGAUUAUGUGGAUACCUGAUAGCAAGGGAGUGUAUCCAGAUUUACUAGCCACAAGUGGUGAUUAUUUACGCAUAUGGCGCGCUGGUGAGCCGUACACCCUUUUUGAAUGUGUGCUUAACAACAACAAGAACUCUGACUUCUGUGCACCACUCACAUCCUUCGACUGGAAUGAAGUAGAUCCCAAUCUGAUUGGCACAAGCAGUAUUGACACUACAUGCACAAUAUGGGGGCUUGAGACAGGUCAAGUGCUGGGCAGAGUCAACGAUGUAUCUGGACAUGUAAAAACACAGUUGAUUGCUCAUGACAAGGAGGUGUAUGACAUUGCAUUCAGUCGGGCUGGAGGGGGACGGGACAUGUUCGCGUCUGUAGGCGCUGACGGAUCUGUGCGAAUGUUCGAUCUACGGCAUCUCGAGCACUCCACCAUCAUAUAUGAGGAUCCGCAGCACACGCCGCUGCUGCGGUUGGCGUGGAACAAGCAGGACCCCAACUACCUGGCCACGGUGGCAAUGGACGCGUGCGAGGUGGUGAUCCUGGACGUGAGGGUUCCCUGCACACCCGUGGCUCGCCUCAACAACCACCGUGCCUGCGUCAACGGCAUCGCCUGGGCGCCCCACAGCUCUUGUCACAUAUGCACAGCGGGAGAUGACCACCAGGCAUUAAUCUGGGACAUCCAACAAAUGCCUCGCGCCAUUGAGGACCCAAUUCUUGCCUACACAGCUGCUGAGGGUGAAGUCAACCAGAUCCAAUGGGGUGCGACACAACCCGACUGGAUCGCUAUCUGCUACAAUCGCCACACCGAGAUACUGCGGGUUUAA
This is a messenger RNA of Parnassius apollo (apollo), 1062 nucleotides long. The record is from the annotation of a GenBank genome assembly. NCBI's taxonomy places the organism in Eukaryota, Metazoa, Arthropoda, Insecta, Lepidoptera, Papilionidae.